UAUGAAUAGGGUCGCCCAGGCAAUAGGAAAUCAUUCAUGCUCCUCCGAUUCGCAGAACAUCUAUUCAAAUAUUAAAACGUGGCGUGUACGGAGCGUUCCUCUAUUAAAUGCGUACCAAUUAAACGACUUUUACGUCACUAGCGGUAGAUCGUAUGAAUGUACCAAACAAGGAUUAAGAAUUUUAGCGGCCGUCCAAUUUCCAGACGCUUGGGCCGACUUAACGGAAUGGCCAGAAAAUUUAUCCUACGACCUUCGUCUUCCAUCUGAAAUUAUUCGAGAAACUUCUGGUAGAGAAGAUUUAAAAAAAUGGUUUACAGAUAAAACUUUCAUAGAAGACUUUAUACUUAAUUUAAAAAACUUGCAUAGGAUACCAUUUACAACUGAAUUAAGAAAUCCUUAUACGUUUAAUCCGCAAUGGGAAAACAUGGAAAAAAAUAUAUUUUUAGAAUUACAAUGGUUAAUUGAUAAAUCGAUAAUUCAUUCUAUUAAUUCUUCUGCUAGUCUAAUCGAAUAUAAAGUAGAAUUGGUUAGAUUUUCUGAGGAAGAACCUGUAAAUGACCUAACUUUAUCCGAAUUGGAUUCGCACGCUCACGCGGCAACCACUCUUCUAAUAUUAACUGCAUUAACUCUAAUAUUUAUCGUUAAUAUGGAUACAGAGAAUGUUUGUAGACGUCGAAUACUACUUCAAGAGCAUGGUGUGUGGGCGUCAACCUUCUAUGGAGAAUGGAUGUUCAGCUUUUAUGUUCUACUCAUUUAUCCCCAUACUAGCUAUUGGUUUUCCAAUUCAACUGAACAGAAGAUGAUCUCUCCUGGUUCGGAACAUCGAUACAGAAUGAAAAAUUUUGAACAAGAUCAUAACUUCAAUAAAAUUCCCUGUAUAAUUGUCGAUGUUUUAAAUAUAUCGGGAGAUGUUACCUUUGAAUAUUUGGGAGAUGAUAGAUAUACAUUUAAAGUCUAUCUAAACGAAAUAACAGCAAUUGUUGGACCGCCUAAAUCGGGAAAAUCAAAAAUAAUGGGCGUAAUGAGCGGUUGGAUAAGACCCGAUGUUGGCUAUUCCAAAAUAUUUGAAGUAGAUGCUGUCGAAGAUCAAGAUGAGGCUCUCCGUCUAAUUGGCAAAUGGAGUAGUGUUGAUACAUGCUAUAGGGAAUUAACAGUCUACGAGCACCUAAUUUUCUUUGCUUCAUGUAAGCUGAGAGAGUAUUCAAGGCUAGGAAGAGAAGUUAACGGUCUACUCUCUUUAUUUGGCCUUCUUCAUAAAAAAUACAAUCUAGUGAGUUGUUUAAACGAAGUUGAACAACAAAAACUAGGCAUUUGCGGUGCAUUUAUGGGUGACACAAAGAUAGUUAUGCUCCAAAAUCCAACCGUGGGAAUGUCGCUUAGCGAUAGAAAUUUUACAUGGGAUUGUUUACUCAAGUUGAAAAAUGACAGAGCAAUAAUUAUAGUAGAAAAUUAUUUAAAUGACGUUGAUUUAUACGCAGAUAGAUUUAUGUUAAUGUCAAAUGGGAGAAUAGAAUGUUAUGGUUCUUGGGAUUACAUUAAGAUGGAAUAUGGUUUAGGAUAUCAUUUGUUAAUAUAUAAAAAUUACGAUACAGAGGAUAGAAUUAUACACAACUUUUUACUGGAAGAAUUUCCAGAAUUAUACGUAGAAAUUGAUAAAGAAAAGGAAAAUCUAUUAAAGUAUUAUAUACCGUCUAGAUUUGUACACAAGUUUCAGUUGUUUUUCUCAAAAUUAAAAACCCAAAGUUCUCAAAUAGGCGUUGUAAAGUACAGACUCUUGGCUAUAAAUAUUCAAGAUGCAUUUGCAAGAAUAAAGACAGGAGCAUCUGUUAGUGGAGGUGUUUUAAAUCCAAUUCACGAGUUUAGUUCAGAAAGUUCCAAAGGAAAGAAAUCCGUAUUAACCAAACAACUAUGA
Messenger RNA from Dimorphilus gyrociliatus, 1912 nucleotides. NCBI's taxonomy places the organism in Eukaryota, Metazoa, Annelida, Polychaeta, Dinophilidae. The record is from the annotation of a GenBank genome assembly.